Molecule: messenger RNA, 5355 nt
Organism: Astyanax mexicanus (Mexican tetra)
Lineage: Eukaryota; Metazoa; Chordata; Actinopteri; Characiformes; Acestrorhamphidae
Gene: pogza
Product: pogo transposable element derived with ZNF domain a
Exons: 19
Coding region: 177-4304 (1375 amino acids)
Biological process (GO): regulation of DNA-templated transcription
Molecular function (GO): DNA-binding transcription factor activity, RNA polymerase II-specific; RNA polymerase II cis-regulatory region sequence-specific DNA binding
Source: RefSeq, a predicted model, not a curated record
UUAGCCUACCGCGGCGCGCAGCUCGCAGCCGGAGAAACAGCAGCGGGCUCCGAUACUGCUCCUCUACCCGAUGGCACAGAGCAGCAGGUACUGAAGUGUCUCCGCCACCGCGGUGCUUUACCGUGUCCGUGCACGCCUGAAAAAUAGCAUACAAGGCUCCAUAGGCUGUGUGGAAAAUGGCCGAGACAGAAUUAUACAUGCAGUGUGAGGAGGAGGAGUUUGUGGACUGGAGUGAAGAAGGCAAGCAACAACUUCUCGCACAAAAUGGACACGAAGAUGUCUCACCAGAACCAGUUGCUUUUGCUGCGCAGUCCCCUGUGUCUGAGAACAUCAAGCCAACAGAUUUGACAGUUACUGCUGCUCCUGUUGUAUCCAAGCAGGUGAUGUCCAGUGUUCUGCAGCCUGCUCAGUUUGCUGCAGGUGGCACACCUGGUCAGCCUGUCUUCAUUACCUCACAGAUGUCUCCAGUUGCUCCUCAGAACAUUACAACCCCAUUAGGUUUCGUUUUACCCAGAGCUACUGGACAAUCUUUAGCAUUUCUAACUCCAGCUCAGACAGGCCAGAUCAGCACCACCCAGUUGGCUUCUCCAUCAGGCACACCACAACCAGCACCUUCAGAAAAAUACACCACGGUUCAGAUCCCAGUCAACCUUACCAUUUGCGGUCCAGCUGGUGUUCAAAACAUCACUGCUUUGGCUUCGGUGCACGUUACCAGUCCUCCAUCUUCUGCGGCUCCUACAGUUGCAUCUUAUGCGGUCAAUUCAGAAGUUAGGCCUUCAGGGGUUAUAAGAGCUCCACUGGCAGGGCUAACUCCCUCAGUUCCUGCAGAAAAGGCCACCCUCACGGCACCUGUGGCAGGACCCACCCUAACAGCUCCUGGGCCAGCCUUUAUAUCUUCAGCGGCAGUGGCAUCCCACACAAUUGCAGCAACAGCAGCAACCCAUACAGUUCCCUCUGUGGCAUCCACUUGUGUAAUUCCCACAGCAACAUCAACUCUUUCAAAUCCAAGAACAGCUAACACCCAGGACGCUUCUCGUAAACAACGGGUUCUGACCCCAAAACCAAAGAAGCGCAGGGCUUCACGUACUGUUACUCAAGAGGAACAGGAACUGCCUGUUAUUACACGCGUAUUUCAGGGUGCAUCCAGACCACCACAGACCUGCUCUGUCUGUGCUGUUCCUUAUAAAAUUGUUCCGUCUCUUCGUGGAUAUCUGUGUCUAUGCAACCAGACACUUGUAAAUGGCGUCCAGGCAUUGUCAGUUAAGCUCAGGAAAAAAAGGUUAAGACGUGUCUCACACAGGAGCCCUACGAGCCCCUCUGCCAGUGGAAAGCAUCCAUCAACUUCUCCUCCUUCUUCUCCUCAUCCCCCUUCUUCUGAAACUUUGAAACACAUUACCACCUCUGAGAUACCAGAAGGUGCUCCCAGUCCUGACACUGGGGACUGUGAUCAGCACAGCAAGCUCAUCAUACUGGUUGAAGACUUCUUCUAUGGGAAGGACCCUGGUCAGCCUGUCCUGAUAGAGAAUAACCAAGUGCCUAUCAUGAUGAAAUGCGUGCUGUGUGACAAAAAGCUGAAGAACAACAUCAAGCUGAUGAACCACAUGAAGCAUCACAUGGAAAUUGAACGCCAGAACAGUGAUAAGGACUGCCACACUGAAUGCCUGCAUUGCUACCGUAACUUUUCCUCACCUUUCACCUUGCAGUGCCACGUUGAGACUGUCCAUAGCCAAGUAGAAUGCACAGCCCUCUGUAAGAUCUGUGAAUUGUCCUUUGAAAAUGAGCCUGUCUUUCUGAAUCACAUGAAACAAAUGCACAAGCCUGGAGAAAUGCCAUACAUCUGCCAGGUCUGCAAUUUCCGCUCGUCGUUCUACAGUGAUGUUGUAAUUCACUUCCGAGAACUCCACAAGGACACAAACUUCCUGCAGUGCUCUUAUUGCCUCAAAGUGUUCAAGUCCAGCAACAGCUACCAGUUACACUACAGCAAGCACCAGAGAAAAACAAUCCAACAUUGUGACAAGUGCCGGCUUCACUUCCUUUAUACAAAAGAGAAGUCAGAUCACAAGGCUUUAUACCAUCGGACUCAUCUCAAACCUGUGCAGCUGAUGGGGCUUAAGCCUGGCACCAGGGUAACCAUCCGGGCUUAUUCAACCAAUAAGGGAGACGAUGACUCUUCCCUAAAGGCACACAACUCAAGUCCCCCUCUGAAGGUCCCUCCAUCUUCUUCAGCAUCAGCUUCAGUUGCUGUACCGCCUGCUAAGAGGAAGCCUGUUGAAAGCAUGCUGGAACUCAUGACUAAGUUUCAGAGUCAGUGCAAAUCAGUGAAAAAACAGUUCUGCAUGGAGUGUAACUAUGAGAUUCCAGAUUUUUCUGUGCACUUUCCUACCUUUGUGUGCUGCUCCUUGUGCCACUAUUGCACCUGCUGUUCCAGAGCUUAUGCCAACCACAUGAUCAGUAACCAUAUUCCUCGCAAAACCCAGAAUAAAUACUUGAACUUGUACAAGCCUUGCCCAAAAUUGGGUCAGCUAAGCUGCAGUUUGUGUAGUUACACCACUAAGGUUGGGGACUCCAUGGCCAAACAUCUGGCAGACAACCCUGAUCACUGUUCCAGCCAUUGCAAGUUCAGUGGAGGAUUUUCUCGUGGCUACAAAAGAUUUGUCUUCAUACCAACAGAUCUAAUUCGUCAACAUCACAGGCCUGCUUCAAGGACCCUUCUGCCUUUCCGUGUGGUGCAAGUGGGUCAGCGUUCACUUUCUUACCCCAGUAAACCUGGCACUCCUAAUCAAUGCAUUAACCUUCCUGUUAGCACUGCCCACAUGCCAUCAAUUCCCAUUCAGGAGCAACCUGUUGAUCAGAGCACUGUGCCUGAUGAGAACUGCGGCACACGGCCGAAGGAUUCAAGUGGGCCUUCCAGUGGUGCCCAGUCUCAGCAAGAACAUGCAGUGGGAGGGUCACUGACUUUAACACAACUGAAGAUGUUGCUCUACGCCCUGUGCUUCGGUGUUCCUCAGGCAGCUAACCAUUUUGACACUCAGCCAGAGGAAGUUCAGUCCUUGUUGCUUAAGCGUCGGAAUCAGCUCGGGCCCCCGCACAGCAGGGAGGGAUUGAUUCCUCGAGCGAGUGACCGGCUAGCUGAAUGGGUGUUGUGUCAGCGUGAGCAGCAGCUGCCUGUGAAUGAGGGGAAACUUUUCUCCAAAGCUUCAGAGAUCAUGAACAAAGUUGGUGGGCCAGGGAUCUCAUACGAGUGGGCGGUGGAUUUCCUCUUGCGCUAUAAUCUUGAUGUCCAUGCAUUGUCCGUCUGCAGCCGACUGCUACCUCCCAAAUCUCAGGAACAUGUGCACUCUUUUACUCGCAUAAUUACUAAGCAGGUCUCCUCACAGGGCUUUGCUCAGUCCUCCAUUGGUGCUAUGGAUGAGUUUUCUAUAUUCAUAGACAUGGAGCAGCUAGAUCCAGCCUCUGCUGAUUCCUCCUCCAUGAUGUCUGCGUUUCAGUUGGUUGGUGAAACAGACCUGCUUAUGGACAUGGUGUUCACAGGCUUGGCUGAUGGCACAAUGUUACCUACCAUGGUGUUUCUCAAAGGUGCUCCCCUCACCUCAAAUGUGCCAGCUCUGCCAGGCUCCAUUAUCUUAGAGGCAAAGCCAGAGGGCUUCUCAGAUGAGGAAAGACUCCAGCUGUGGUUUAAGCGAGUGUGGCGUCAACAUGUGGACCCUGGCUCUGGAGGGAAGGGGUUGCUGGUUAUGGACUCUUACCGUGGACACAUGUCUGAUGACUUCUUGGCGACGCUCAACAGUGCCAGUACCCUGCCAGGCAUAGUCCCACGCUCCUGCUCAUGCUGUUUGCAGCCCCUGGAGGCUGGGGUCUGGCCUGUGUUGCGAGAGUUCCUGCAAGCUCGCUGGAGCCAGCAUGUGAUGGAAGCACCACAAGAUCUUAUUGGUGCACAACCCGCUAACCUGGCUCUUCUGCUCGCGUCCUGGCUCACUGAGAUGCUGGAUGUUUUGGCAGCAAAGCCACAACUCCUUCAGCGUAGUUUUGAUCAGGUGUUGAGCUGCUCUGCAGACAUGGCACCUGAAGAGGUUUCUAAGUUGGCUCGUAGUCUGUCAGAAGCACUCGCUGUUAGAGCUGUGAAGGAAAAUGAAGCUGAGGAAGAUGUGUGGUGUGCGGAGAAGAGCAAUACUUUAGACAUUACUUUACCAAGCCCAUUGCCUUCCCCGCCGUCCAAUUUCCAAUCUUUGAAAAAUAUCUUUGAGAAAGACAGCGAUCUAGAAUCUUUCCUUGGCUUUGAAGAUUCAGAAAUGACAGACUGUUAAUUUCUAAAAAAUACUGAGAUUUGGCAUUUUUCUGAUGCAUGGUACCUAACACUAAUUAACCUACUCAUUUCUACUCACUUUUUGGUACCUGAAUGCCUGGUGCAUUUUCCAUAAACACACUUCUGAAAGGAUUAUGUUCCUUUUUUUUCCAGUUUUUGGCUGGAUGAAUGCAAAUAGAAUAUUCACUCUGGUCUGUCAACUCUCUGCAAGGUUUACAUGUCAUACCUUAGUCCAUGCUUGGCUCAUAUAAAAGAUGCAAAAAGGUAGCAGGUACCAAAUUUGCCUAAUGGAGAAGCAAAUGCUAUGUAGAGUACUCAAGUGGAGUAGCAUUGAUACCAUGCAACAGAAAAGUGCCAUUUGUUGCUUUAAGUAAGUCAGUUUUAUGACCAACUUUCAACACUGUUUUACAUACUGAUGAUUUUGGUUUUGGCUGAGAAGAUUGUGUUAUUAAUGUAAUCGUCAAGAAGCCUUCUCUGUAUUUUGUUCCUUGUAAAAGCACUACAACAAAGCAAUAGAAACAUUUGGGCAGCUUAUCCUUUGGAAGGAAAUAAUUUUUUGACAUUAUUCAAAAUUAGUUUGCAUAUGUAAAUGUGCACUAAAUUAUCACAGUUUUAAAGUAUGUUGUGGACAGUGAACAAACAAUGCAGAUCAGAAAUGUGUCCAUAUCUAGAAACAGAAUGCAGAGAGCUAGGCUGGUGUGGAAGUAAGAUAAACACAGCUAAAGGAAUGUGUUGCAGCAUGUUUUAGCCAUAUUUUAACAAACAAGUAAAACCUUAGUGCACCUUUACAUAUGUUUUGAUCAGCCAUAGCUUUCAUAUUUCUGUACAAAUUAUGACUGUCAUGUCAGGUUAUUGACUACUGAACUGAAUUCUUUUUUUUUUUGUGUAGACAUUGUUAUUCACCUGUUUUCUCAUUAAGUAUUCUGUUCAUAACUAUAUAAUGCAAAGGAACAAAAUUACUCUAUCAGUCAUACAAAUGGUAUAAUCUAUGGUUGAGGGCUGCUUGUUCAUAAUUAAAGGGCUGUCUGUUGUAAUAAAGCAUUUUUAUUGUA